AUGGACGGUGGCAAAACGUUGCCCGGUUCAACCUGCUGCGCUUCCAACGGAUCCAGUGCCAUGUCGGAGCUGGGGUGGAGCAGUAGCUCCGAGCUGGAGGUGACCACCGGCGGCAACUGGCUCAACAGUGGCCUCUCGACGCUCCCGGGGCCACCCAGGCCGAACAGCACCACCGAAACCCUGCAAAUAAUGGACUUCUUCUCGAUAUUGCCGCUCUGGCGGCUCAUCAUGUGGAACGUUCUGUUCGCGGGCAUCGUCAUCACGGCCACCGUCGGUAAUCUGAUCGUGGUGUGGAUCGUCCUGUCCCACAAGCGGAUGCGCACGGUAACCAACUACUUCCUGGUUAAUUUAUCGAUAGCGGAUGCGAUGGUGUCCACGCUGAACGUCACCUUCAGCUACACGUACAUGCUGUACCUGGACUGGCCCUUCGGGACGAUGUACUGCAAGAUAUCACAGUUCGUUGCCAUCCUCAGCAUUUGCGCUUCCGUGUUCACGCUGAUGGCCAUCGCGAUAGAUAGGUACGUGGCCAUCAUGAGCCCGCUGAAGCCUCGCAUGGGCAAGAAGGCGACGCUUUGCGUAGCGGCCGCCAUCUGGAUCGUCGGCACGAUCAUCUCCAGCCCGAUGCUGCUCUUUUUCACGACCUACCCCGUCAGCGGCCAUAUCCUGUGCUACGCCGAGUGGCCGGACGGCCCCUCGAACCACUCGGUGCAGGAGUGGUGGUACAACAUCGUGUUCAUGUUUCUAACCUACUUCCUGCCGAUCGGUUCGAUGACGUACACGUACGCCCGGGUGGGGCUGGAGCUGUGGGGCUCCAAGAGCAUCGGCGAGUGCACCCAGCGGCAGCUCGACAACAUCAAAAGCAAACGGCGGGUCGUUAAAAUGAUGAUGAUUGUGGUGAUAAUCUUCGCCGUUUGCUGGCUUCCGUUUCAUACCUACUUCAUCAUCACGUCGUACUAUCCGGAGCUGACGAAGAAACACUACAUCCAGGAGGUGUACCUCGGCAUCUACUGGCUGGCGAUGAGCAACUCCAUGUACAAUCCCAUCAUCUACUGCUGGAUGAACUCGAGGUUUCGCCGGGGUUUCCAGCAGUUCUUCCGGUGCUGCCCGUUCGUGCGCGUGCUCCCGGACAACACCAGCAGCCACCGGCGAACCGGUACGUCCCGGUACUCGUGCUCCGGCUCGCCGGACCAUUUGCGAAUAGUAAGAAACGAUACCGAACGUUCAUUCCUUUACAAUGGUACCACCGGUGGGUCUCCUAGCGGUCAGCGGAAGUGGCAAACGGGGCAUAUGAGACGGGUGAACACGAUGCCGGCGAGUCGCCUGAAUCAGACCACGAGCAUGUGCUCCGUGCCAUCCGAGGAGGUCCUGCAGCCUUCCAGGCCAUCCGCGAAGGAUUAG
Molecule: messenger RNA, 1398 nt
Organism: Anopheles coustani
Lineage: Eukaryota; Metazoa; Arthropoda; Insecta; Diptera; Culicidae
Product: tachykinin-like peptides receptor 99D
Exons: 9
Coding region: 1-1398 (465 amino acids)
Biological process (GO): G protein-coupled receptor signaling pathway
Cellular component (GO): plasma membrane
Molecular function (GO): tachykinin receptor activity
Source: RefSeq, a predicted model, not a curated record